AGAGCCUAUAAAAGCGGGAUGAAUCUGAACUAUCCAGCACGCAUUUGGAGAUUUGCGCACUGGAGGACAGUUCUGCGCUCCGCGUUGAGAUGAAAGGACUCCAACUGAGUAACGUGUGCCAGUGUGGCUUAUUUACAUACCUGGUUCUGUUCUCCUUCAUGUCUUUGACUGCUGCAGUUAGUUUCGACCUGACUGAGCUCAGGAAUAAAGUAGCAAAAAUCAAAGUGAAUCCGAGAGGGAACCUUUGGGCUACAGGGCAUUUCAUGGGUAAGAAGAGCGUGAUGGACUCCCCUCUGCUGUCCCCACCUGAGGAGCAGGGGUUGGGCUCCCUGGAGGUCAGCCUUCCGGCAGAUCAGAGCUCCCUCGGGGAGCUGUUUCACGAGUUUCUGCGCGUGGCGCUGCAGGCGCAGGUGGACACGCGCGAGAGCCGCUCAAAAACUCAGGAAGCGGAUUUGUUGACGAAGAUUUUAGAAAACUACGUCCGCAGCAGAAAGUGAGGCGGAUGUGGAACAUCUGGAAAAGAUGCAUGAACACAAAUAAAUUCCUCAGACACA
Messenger RNA from Nothobranchius furzeri (turquoise killifish), 554 nucleotides. It is a transcript of the gene nmbb, whose product is annotated as neuromedin Bb. Gene Ontology annotation, biological process: positive regulation of hormone secretion; neuropeptide signaling pathway. Gene Ontology annotation, molecular function: neuropeptide hormone activity; neuromedin B receptor binding. Lineage: Eukaryota; Metazoa; Chordata; Actinopteri; Cyprinodontiformes; Nothobranchiidae. The record is from RefSeq and is a predicted model, not a curated record. Gene Ontology annotation, cellular component: neuron projection.